Messenger RNA from Didymosphaeria variabile, 1227 nucleotides. RefSeq lists its product as uncharacterized. Bases 1 to 1227 code for a protein of 408 amino acids. The record is from RefSeq and is a predicted model, not a curated record. The transcript has a single exon. Gene Ontology annotation, molecular function: protein binding. NCBI's taxonomy places the organism in Eukaryota, Fungi, Ascomycota, Dothideomycetes, Pleosporales, Didymosphaeriaceae.
AUGGCGAAACUCUCCGAACUACCUGCCGGUGUCCUGUCGAUCAUUCUGGAGUACCUAAGCAGGCACGACUAUUAUGAUGUUUUGAGAGUAUCCAGGCUACUCUAUAGGGAGACAUUGCCAUUCGUUUACCGCGACGUCAAGUUUGAGGCGACGAAAUCCCGCAGUUGCGCCCGGAAACUUGCGCUUCUUCUCCGAACUCUUCUCGAGCAGCCGCGAUUGUCAUCGUAUGUCAGAAUCUUCAAGCUUCGCGGACCUCUCCCCUUCUGGACGAAAUACAACCCGUGGCCGGAGGAUUCAAAGGCCGGCCCUGCAUCGGUCAACCUGUGGGGGUUGAAAGGAUGUACAACCCUGUCAAAGUCGCAGAAGAUCUUCGCCUCGAACGAAAUCUACUCCUUCGUGGACGAGAGCAUGCACAAAGAGCAGGACCAAUUCAAGAACCGUAGCAAGGACGCGUUGGCUACGCUAGUGAUGACUCGCUUCACUGAAUUAAAAACGUUGGAUCUUGGAGAUGGAUUUCUAAUGCACUCGCUUUUCCUUCCGCAGGUCCUUAAACGCGCUCCCCGCUUGUUUCCCCGGCUCGAGCACGUAGUAUUAGGCGAUAAGAGAUUCGAUCCUGAGAACUCAGUGUCAUAUAUGGACCUGGACCUCAUCCGGCCAGUGUUCUACUCCGACACCGUCCGCACAUUCGAAUACCUAAUGACGCAACCGUGGCAGCUCAACUGGAACCGCCCUGUAGCUCCCCGCAACGAGACCCUAACCAUGCUCCGCCUCUUCAGAACAAACAUCACGAGAGGCACCCUCGACCAACUCCUCCACGCCACCCCCCACCUAAAGCGCUUCCACUACGAGCAAGAAAUCCUCUACAACGCCCACACCCCGCCGCUCCCCCUGUCUCCCUACCUCAAUCUAGACGGCCUCAACAUCGCACUCUCGAACCUCAAAAACACCCUCCAGGAAUGCAAAUUGACUGUCACCCUCGCACCUGGCUCGCUCUCCCCCGCCGAAAUCAAACUCCAAGGCUUCCAGUUCCCAGCCAUACAAGGCACCCUCGCGGUACUCAAGGACAUGCAGAACCUAGUCAACGUGGAAGUCCCAAUGGUCAUGUUCCUCGGGUGGGCGCCUGAGUUCGCGGCGGCGCUCGAGGAAGUGCUCCUUGGGGAAUCCGGCGGCUCACGCUGCGGGACGACUUCUUGCUGCACUGUCCGUGGGCGACGGGGCACGCUAUGA